AUGAGUAUAUUGGUCAUUGGUAUGGCUGGCACCGAAGGAUAUCUGCUGGCGGCUAUAUAUGCAUGUGAUACAGCUAGGAUAGAGUGUAAGCCCUAUUCCCAUUUCUCCCCUAUAUCAUCCUAUAAUGAAGACGGAAAACCCCCGAAAUCCCCGCCAGCUGAGGAUGUUGGCUAUCAACGAAAUGAAAUUCGAAUAGUUCCACUGGAGAACCCUAUGCUUGCACUGGGUAAGGGACAUACACACAGUGUUGAACCAUGUGAACAAACCGGAGCCAUCCGCACACCCCAGGUUAUGCAUAAUAUACUGGAACUCAUUCCGAUUGGUUAUGAAGGGCAUCCUCCCUCCGCUGGCCAGAUUUGCGUGCAGCUGUUGACAAGCACCCAUGAGCGACUUGGGGCUCGGAUCUCUCGUGUGGCCAUCAUAUCAUUGCCAUCCAGGCUCGCUGAUAAUGAUACUGGAACAUCAUCCUGCUACUCUCAUAGCCCGAAGAUAUCUUUACGUCACCAUUUAUGCACAAUGCCUUCAGACACUUGUACGGCUAGCCGCAUUCUUGACAAGCUGCACGAGCACGUUAUGAGAAUUAGAAAUAGUGUGCCUGAGAACGGCCAUAUAGAUUUACAUGAUCUAGACAGUGUUGAACACGUGAUGAACUUUGAUUUCGAGCACUUGAAUGAGAAAGCGGUUCCCCCUCUUUACUUUGAACCCAUGCAGCCAGUCGAGUUGAAGCAGUUCCCACCCGAUCCAGCACAAGUGCGCAGUUUCUUCGACAUAAUCGAGCGUGGCAACGAUGAUUCCAGCUGUUGCCGCCAAAUUUCUGACCUCAUCUCUGACUAUGCAACCCGCAACGCAUUGUCUCACCAACAUCUUCAGAUUGUGGAGGCACCUGACAGUACCUUUUACUUGGAAGCGAGCCUCGCAUGGCCUUACAGUGGAAGAGGUUGGUGGGAAGUUUGUUAUGUGCUAGAGCCAGAGCCCAUGAAUGGAAAGGGCUAUCCCCAUCUAGCCCUUCACCUCCUUGACAGAACGGUAGCUCACGAGGACUCAAUUCUCUUCUCGGAGUUCAGUGCAUUGGUUAUUGCCAUGCGAGGGCGUGUACACCAACCAAAGAUAGAUUCGGAGUCAGAACGGGAAGAACUUUAUGAACAUGAAGACGCUGGUGAGGAGUAUACAAACUUCUUACCCAUGUCCUGCUCAGCCAUGUUUCCUGAUGAGGAAAUCUUUCCUGUACUGCUCAUCUCUUGUGUCCUUCCACAGCAUGCAAGGAUAUUUGCUGCAUGCAUUCAUCAAGGGAAGCUGGUGAUUAGACAGUCCAAACUCUACAGCUUUCAAUGGAGGGACAAGGCACCAGUGGAGUUAUUUACUCGACUCUUCCUCAGCAGUCCUGUGGACACCAGGGGCGAGACCCAUCCCGAGUUGUUUAGGGCCAGUAAUAUACCUCUUGAGGCAGACGAAUGGAUAAAGGCAGCGAGGGCCUACAAUCUCACCGGCAACACCUUGUGCACCUGGCCUAAUCUCCUUUCCGGGUCCAAAGUGUCCAAAGAACAAUUUCUCUUGUACCGCAUUGUCUGCCCCGCACGCAAGAAGCCGAGAGAAUUAGAUCUCACAUGGUUUGGUGUACCUCAUAAUACCAUUGCCGAUGCCCAAGAGAUGCUCAACCAGAGUGAUGCCUAUCGGCAUUACCUUCACAAUAUCCAAAAUGGCGACUGGGCUAACCCGACUUUGGGGGUUUUCGGGCCCGCUCUAAGGCUCCAGGCAGAGAUUUGGAAGGGAUGGAAUUCUAAGAGAGUAGACGCAACUGAUGAGGAUACUGUGAAUUCCGCUCUUAUUGAGCUGCUCAAUGCCCUGACCUCCACAAGCACUGAUGGAGUUGCUGGUGGAGGACAUACAAGAGGCGGCUUUCUAAGAGACCGGAGACUCUCGAAAGUGACGAUGCAGGAGGCGUCGCAGCUGGUUGCUCUGGUCAACCAGCAACCUGGUCAACCAGGUGCUGAUGGCAUGUACCGUCACUACCUUGCGAGCCAGUGUGGAACCCAGAUCUUUAUCAACUCUCUGGUUUACCAGAAGAAAUGGAUUGAUUACCUCCAAACUGGGCAGUAUAUAGAUGCCUUUGCGACAUUACAGUCUUACGGUCCCUACUAUAUCGACAGUAUUCGUGAUGGAGUGGAAAUCGAGCAACGCAUUAAAACAACGGCAAGGUGUCAGAUGAACCCUGAAACUCGACAACGGGGGGAAGAACAUUAUCAAAAAGACACAGUCACAAAGAAGCUGCCAAUGCAGUUAUUGGUUAACAUCGUCGUGAUGUUCAUGCUUGCCUUCUUGAACCCGACACGGGCGAGGGAUCGAACAGUUGCUCCAAUGGUUUCAAGUCAAUCUCUUCUACUCCUUUUUGGAGGUUCGUGA
Messenger RNA from Aspergillus niger, 2400 nucleotides. RefSeq lists its product as uncharacterized. NCBI's taxonomy places the organism in Eukaryota, Fungi, Ascomycota, Eurotiomycetes, Eurotiales, Aspergillaceae. The record is from RefSeq and is a predicted model, not a curated record. The transcript has 10 exons. The coding region runs from base 1 to 2400 and encodes 799 amino acids.